CUGAUGAAGUUAUUACCACAUAUGCAAGAGAAGAAUAAAGAAAGACCAUUAUGUUAUCCAUACAGUGUUAAAGCUAGAGCUUUAUUAAUGGCUCACUUUCAGAGGAUUGAAACAGUUCCUAAUGAACAGGAAAUGGAUUUACAAUAUAUAUUAAAGAAAAGCACAUAUCUUAUCAAUGAAAUGGUCAAUAUUUGUGCUAAUCAAGUUUCAAUGGCAAUGGCUGGUAGAAUUCAUCAAGCCCCUAGAUUAGACACCAUAGAGAAUAUAAUGAAGAUCAGUCAAAUGGUAGUACAGGCUCUAGAGGAGAAAGCUAGUCCCUUCUUACAACUGCCUCAUAUGACAAAUGAUAUGUUACGUCAACUAAACAGAGGAAAGAAACCAGUGAGAUGUUUAAAAGAUAUAGCUACAUUAAAAGAAGAAGAAAGACGACCAUUAUUCCGUAGUUUAGGUGAUGAUGAAUAUCUUGAUGUAAUCAGUGUGUUAGCUAAAAUGCCUGACGUAGAAAUGAUAGUCAACACUGAAGUAUUAGAUGACGAAGAUAACAGUGUUACAGCAGGAUCUAUUGUCACGGUAACAGUCAUAUUAAAACGUAGACCAUUAGAAGAUUUUAUAAAAGCAGACGGCUCACGUAAACCUGUAGAUUAUAAUCAACAAAAAGAUGGAGAGGAGGAAAAUGAAGUUGCAGAAGAAAAUCCAGAAAAAGAAAAUGCAGAAGCAGCCGACAAUACAGCAGUUUGGGAUAAAAGAAGGGGUAAAGGAAAAAAGAAACCCAACCCAGAAAGUAGAAAAGCUCUAUAUAAAGAAAGAAAGGCUAAGGCUAGAGCUGCUGAGGCGGAAGCAUUGAAGAAAGAACAGGAAGCACUCAAUGGACCCCAGAAUGGACCUACAAAGGCCAUGUAUUCUGGAAACUAUCUUGGCACUAGGAUGUCCUAUGAUCUUGGCAUUUUAAACUUUUUCUAG
Lottia gigantea (owl limpet) is the source of this 960-nucleotide messenger RNA. RefSeq lists its product as hypothetical. The transcript has 7 exons. The annotation marks the transcript as partial. Gene Ontology annotation, molecular function: transmembrane protein transporter activity; RNA binding. Gene Ontology annotation, biological process: post-translational protein targeting to endoplasmic reticulum membrane; SRP-dependent cotranslational protein targeting to membrane. The record is from RefSeq and is a predicted model, not a curated record. Gene Ontology annotation, cellular component: Sec62/Sec63 complex. NCBI's taxonomy places the organism in Eukaryota, Metazoa, Mollusca, Gastropoda, Lottiidae.